GUACUUCAAGGACAGCAAUGCGGCUAACACCGCGCCGCUGCAUUGCACUGGUUGUAAUGCUGACCAUUUGGCUAGCCAUUGUGUUCUUCUUCGGCGAUAAAAUCAUGAACUACGAAGAUUCUCACAGUCCUGUGGAGUUGCUCUGGUGGUCCAGGGACAUGACAUGGACACACGACGUGGAGCGAAAGUGCGGAAUAAACACUUGCCGCAUCACCAACAAGCGCAGCCGUCUUCCACAGGCCCGGGGCGUCCUAUUUUAUGGGUCCAAUAUGAAGACUGGUGAUUUCCCUGUUCCCCGUGGCAAUCGCCAUGCUUGGGCUCUGCUACAUGAAGAAUCACCCAGAAACGUACCUUUCGCGUCCAAUGAUAAGUUCUUGCGGCACUUUCACUUCACCUCGACGUUCAGCCGCUUUAGCACCUUACCGCUGACUACGCAGUACUUACCCAGUGGCCAGGCGCUUACCUCAAAGGAUUAUUAUGUUUCGUUUGCCGGGAAGUCAAAGUUUGCUUAUCGUCCUUCGCCAUCAGUGGUGUUCCUUCAAAGCGACUGCGACACCAUGACUGGUAGGGAGGAUUACGUGAAGGAGUUGAUGAAACUUAUCAAUAUCGAUUCGUUCGGCAGUUGCCUAAGGAACAAAGAUCUGCCGGAAAGCCUGCAGAAAGAUUACUUGAAUAAUCUCUAUUCACCGGAAUUGCUUCGUUUUUUGUCCGAUUACAAAUUUAUGAUUGCCAUUGAAAAUGCUGCCUGCCCUGAUUAUAUAACCGAAAAGUUUUGGCGACCUUUGAUUAUGGGAGUUAUUCCUAUUUAUUUUGGAUCCCCUACAAUAAAAGAUUGGGAGCCGAAUAAGAAGUCGGCGAUUUAUGUUAACGACUUUCCCAACCCACAGGCGUUGGCACAGUAUAUAACACAAUUAGCGGACAACCAAGAGCUGUAUGAUUCUUAUCGCGAGCACAAACUAAACUUGCAAAACCCCAUCUCAAACAAGAACCUCUUACACAGUCUUAUCACACGUCAAUACCACAUAGGUGAUACGUCUGCGGGAGCAUCACUCUUUGACAAGUUUGAGUGUGCAGUUUGUUACCAUGUGAUUAAUACAGCCAGGAAUGUGAGAGCCAACUUGCGUCAUUACAACUGCCCCCUGGAACCGCUGUUUGUCCAACUGCAGGAUCAAAAAGUGCCACAGAACGUCGCCGACUGGCGAUCCGUGAUGGAGGUAGGCCAGUGCCAGGCUGAGAUAUUAGACGAGUUCAUCCGUCGAAACCGUAGCUUUAAUCAAGUUGAUUUUGAUAAUGAACUUAACCGGAGGGUUGAGGGAAAUCUAUGCUUGCAUUGAUUUGGAUUCCCCUCUGGCUGUUACCUUACAGAUUUUACAAUGUGAUAAUAAAUUUAUGUUAAACUACGACAAUGAGCCAUUUGUGGCGUUCAGAAACUGAAUUAGGACCUCAUUGAGGUCUCUUUUUUUUUAUGAACUUUACUUUUUAAGAAAUCUACCAAAUCGAAUGAUGUAACUAAUAUAAUAUACACCUUGUAUUCGUUAAACGUA
Molecule: messenger RNA, 1544 nt
Organism: Drosophila eugracilis
Lineage: Eukaryota; Metazoa; Arthropoda; Insecta; Diptera; Drosophilidae
Gene: FucTB
Product: alpha-(1,3)-fucosyltransferase B
Exons: 4
Coding region: 18-1334 (438 amino acids)
Cellular component (GO): Golgi membrane
Molecular function (GO): alpha-(1->3)-fucosyltransferase activity
Source: RefSeq, a predicted model, not a curated record